This is a messenger RNA of Anolis carolinensis (green anole), 10028 nucleotides long. It is a transcript of the gene ttll4, whose product is annotated as tubulin tyrosine ligase like 4. Gene Ontology annotation, molecular function: tubulin binding; tubulin-glutamic acid ligase activity. The transcript has 19 exons. Bases 289 to 3711 code for a protein of 1140 amino acids. NCBI's taxonomy places the organism in Eukaryota, Metazoa, Chordata, Lepidosauria, Squamata, Anolidae. Gene Ontology annotation, cellular component: cilium. The record is from RefSeq and is a predicted model, not a curated record. Gene Ontology annotation, biological process: microtubule cytoskeleton organization; protein polyglutamylation.
UGACGGGAGUUGAAGUCAUUGGUCGCCUCAUUCCGGCUUUCGCCUCGUGCCGGGCGUUGGCAAGGGAUUCCGCCGGCGCCUCUCAUUCCCUUGAGCGCUGGAAGCCUCUGCGCGCGGCGUUCUCGGCCUAGGCCGGAAGUGUACCCAUGGUAACGGCGGGCGGAUCGGGUUGGGCCGGAGGGGGCCGAGCCACUGCCCGCCCCGGAGCCGGCUGGUCCUGAUAAAGAUGCCGCUCUGACUGACUCUUGUUCACUGACUCUUCACAUUGAAGGUGUGUAAUGGCUCUACAUGGCCACAGCAGGGCCAGAUGCCUAUAAUGUAGGCCUCAAGAGGGGAAACCAAUUCCAAGUGGGUGUUUCGCCGGGGCUGAGCGUGCCACCACUCACAGCAAAGCUUCACGACAGUAAGCCCUGGUACCUUGCAAAGCAGCAAGUGAAGCCCAUCUGGCAGCUGGAACGGAAUCAUGUGACUGCUCUUCAGGACCAUAGCCUGGUCCACUCAGGGAUCUCUUCCCAGUGUCCCCGCCUCUUGUAUCCAGAGUCGUUAUGUAGCGAGGCAGUGUUUCUGAGCCCACCUCCCCCUCAUACCCAUCCUCUCCCAAACUUCCUCGGAAACACCUUGCUUUAUCGGCGCUCUUACUUCAAACACAAGCCUUACCGGAGGCUUGAGUCUAUUUGCGUGCAGCCUGAUACUUUAGAAAGGAAGCCUCUUCGCGCCCCACCCCCUGCCUAUCGUUCUGUUCUAAAUAACACCAUGUCAUCCUCAACCAUGGAGCCAUUUCUAAUGCCAAGCACUGCUGGUGAGCGUUCUGGUCCAGGAUCAAAAGUGAUUUCCCUAAGUUCAGGGAAGCUAAGCUCCAGUUCAUACAGGCCAGUGCUAAACAAUAAUUCUUUCCUGAGGCCAACUAGCGCAAAAGUGCCUUUGCAGCAGCAGCAGCAGCAUCACCAACCACUGCCACCAGAAAAUAAGAAGCUGAAAGGCUUGCCAAGAGCACUAGGAUUCUCCUGGACCCAUUCUGGGGGAAAUGGGGAUGGCUCAGCUGUGAACAUUGAAAGAAAACUUGGGAAAGGCAACAGCUUAACUGUUGAGCAGACCAGUGCCAAAUCUCCUCGCUCAUCUGUUCACAAUGGCAUGGUUCUCAAAGCAGAACGGCCCUUUUGGCGGCUUGAGGAUGGAGAGAAUAAAUCACAGAACCUGAGAGAACAGGAUGUGCGAUUGACUGAAGCAAUGAGGAAGUUGACAGCAAGUGGUAUCCGGAAGGUUAGUACCUACAAUGAAUUUGGUCACCGUAUUGACAGCUCCUGCCUUAUGAAUGCAAACUUUCACUCCAACGUCUUUAAUAGAUGGAAACCACACAUUGUAGCACAAAUUACACCAAGGGAAGUACCAGCUGCCACUUCCCUGAAUCUGGAACCUAGCAGCCGCCAUCAAAGCCUUACAGGCACAGAAGUUACUGAUGUCUGCACUAAACGUAUUGAUGCUCGUUUCUUAGCCUCAAAUCUGGAAUCUUCCAACCACAGUACCUCAAACCACUCUGCCAGCCCAGCUUCUGUGAUCACUGGAGAACAGGUGGUCAAAGCGGAGCUAUCCCCACGAACCACUGUUUCUGAGGUCGAGACAAAAAUUUCCUCUCUUCAGCUAGGCACGGAUACAAAAUGGCCACCAGCCUCUGCAAAAGAUACUGAAGCUGCAGUCAGUUUACCGCUGCUGGACCAAGCGGAGGCGGAAGAUGUGGAGGAAGAACUCCCUGAUGGCUUAGAAGAUGCCUGCAGUCAGGAUGAGGAAGGGGAAGAAGAUGAUGGGGAAGGUGAAUCUGAUGGCUCAUCAUCAUCUGGAUUAUCUCCUAAUGGUUCUGUGGCUAUUAUAUCCAGGAAUUGUGUUGAAGGAUUAGUUCCUCCACUUGAGGGUCAAGAGCGAAUUGUCAAGCCACCUUUGAUAUACAGCCUAUUCCCCAAUGUGUCUCCCACCCUGUAUUUUGGUACCCGAGAUGAGAGAGUGGAGAAGCUCCCUUGGGAGCAGAGGAAGAUGCUGCGAUGGAAGAUGAGUACGGUGACUCCCAACAUUGUGAAGCAAACGAUCGCUCGGUCCCACUUCAAAAUCAGCCGAAGAAACAAUGACUGGCUAGGCUGCUGGGGCCAUCAUAUGAAAUCACCUGGGUUCAGAAUUAUCAAAGACCAUCAGAAGUUGAACCACUUUCCUGGUUCAUUCCAAAUUGGUCGGAAGGACCGCCUGUGGAGAAAUAUUUCCAAAAUGCAGGUGCGCUUUGGGAAGAAGGACUUCAACUUUCUGCCCCAGUCUUUCAUUCUCCCACAAGAUAUCAAGCUUCUCAGGAAGACUUGGGAAGAUUGUGGGAGUCGUCAGAAAUGGAUUGUGAAACCGCCUGCUUCUGCUAGAGGCAUUGGAAUCCAGGUCAUCCAUAAGUGGAGUCAGCUGCCAAAGCGCAGGCCACUGCUGGUACAGAGGUACAUACACAAACCCUACCUUAUUGGUGGAAGUAAGUUUGACUUAAGGAUUUAUGUUUAUGUCUCGUGCUACGAUCCACUCCGUGUCUACUUAUUCAAAGAUGGACUUGUUCGUUUUGCCAGUUGCAAAUAUUCCUCCUCCAUGAAAAGCCUCAGCAACAAGUUUAUGCACUUGACCAAUUACAGCAUCAACAAGAAGAAUAUAGAAUACAAGUCAAAUGCAGAUGAAAAUGCUUGCCAAGGUCACAAGUGGGCUCUGAAGGCACUCUGGAACUAUUUGAGCCAAAAAGGAGUUGACAGUGAGGUCAUUUGGGAGAAAAUAAAAGACAUUGUUGUCAAAACUAUUAUUGCGUCAGAGCCCUAUAUUACCAACCUUGUGAAAAUGUAUGUGCGACGCCCUUACUGCUGCCAUGAACUGUUUGGAUUCGAUGUCAUGCUGGAUGAGAACCUAAAGCCAUGGAUCCUGGAAGUUAAUAUCUCCCCCAGCCUUCAUUCAAACUCUCCUUUGGAUGUGAGCAUCAAGGGCCAAAUGGUCCGAGACGCCCUUAACUUAGGAGGCUUUCUGUUGCCAUGUCCAGAAGAUGUGGCUUCACCCUCUGGAAGUGCUAGCAGUUCUACAACCAGUAUGAGUAGUGCUACAAAGGACAAGAACAAGCCACCUCUGGAGUUGUUCACUGCUGAGAAAACCAAGAGAGCUUACUACCUAACCCAGAAAGUACCAGAUCAGGAUUUCUACUCCACCAUCCUAGAUGUCCUGACACCAGAUGAUGUGCGAGUCCUGGUAGAGACAGAGGAUGAGUUUGCGCGGCGUGGGCAGUUUGAGCGAAUCUUCCCUUCCCGCAUAUCCAUGCGCUACUUGCGCUUCUUUGAGCAGCCGCGCUAUUUCAACAUCCUUACCACCCAGUGGGAAAUGAAAUAUUUCAUCAAUAAGGCCAAAGGAGUGGACCUGCUCAGAAGUUGGUGUCAUAAAGGCUUUCAUAAUGGAAUAGUGACAGAUUCCACAGUGAUGUGGACGCUGCCAAGACACCACCUCUUCUUGAAGAAUGAUCUCCAUGUGAAUGGCUUGAGUAAGGUGGAGUCAGGCAAAAUCAGCAACAAAAUCCUUGUCCAGCAAGAGGGAGAGGAGCCAGUCCGAAGCCCUGAGCCAAAUCCUUGUACUCAAAGCUUACCUCAGAUUAAGUACACAGCUGGAACUCUCAAGAAAUCCACGAUCCCUCAGGCCCUUAGCAAUUCAAGCCUGAUAAAGUGAUGAGGGACUGAGGGAGUGGCCAACUUCCCUCCCUUGCAGUGUCAAGAGGAGGCACGCAUGACCUACCUCAGUGGAAGCUUGGAGAGCCAGUGUCUGAAGCAUGAAGAGGGUCUCUUCCAGCACAGCCACUACAGAACUAUUUUUGGAAAAGGAAUUGGGGGGGGAAAGAAGAGAUGUUUUAUGUAGUCAGGAGGGACAAAUACUAUGUUUAUAGUUUUUUAUGACAAAGGAAGUUUCUAAACAUAGAAGCUUGAAAACCUAUUCAAUUUUAGUGUGAAUUCCUUGUAGUUGAUUGACCUUCCUAUGCUCCUUCCUCAACUCUUGAGCCGUAAGUGCCUCUCAGGGUUAAGUGCCAAACGGUGUCAGUUUGUGAAGUGCCCUGCCACUACCACGGGGCAUGAUCUCUUCUGUUUGUAUUCAUUUCACUGUUCCAUGCAUUUGCAGCAGAAACAUAUUCCUUGUUAGCCAAGCACUGUGGACAACUGCUUUUUAAAUAUCUUAUCUAAUACUAGAAAAUCAAGCAAUCAUAACAGAAAUUAAGAGGGUAGGUGUUGACAGUGAGAGAUGUGGAUAAUGAUAUUUUUAGUCUCUGCAAACAUGUCUUACAUUUAUUUAGUUGUUUGGUUCAGUUUCCUGAGAAACUUGAGUUUAUGAAAGUAUUUUUCACAUAUUACAGUAUGCAAAAACAAUUUUGUGUUGGUCCCAGACAUUACUGCGAAGCAUAAGGGGAGCACUCACAAUGCAUGACUUAGAGUUAAGUGUGCUUGAAGAUGGUUACCUCUUCUUUCUGCCUGGAAAAGGAUAAUGAUUGUAUUUAUUCAUCCUCCAGCAAGCAUGCAAUCCCUACAACACACUCCUAGCAUCUUUCACAAAGAAGAUUUCACUAAAAUUUGGCACCUAAUGUUGUUUGGGUGCAUCAUAUGUUUUCAAGUACUUCAGUCUUUCUCACUCAGUGCUACUUCAGAUUAGUUGGACAGUGUCCUUUUCUUCCCCUUGCUACCAGAGACUUUGCGUCUUCAGUAUUUUCCAUAAUUUGGCACACUUUACAGCCUGAACCUGUUACUGGAUGGUAGCAUUAAAUAUGUUUUCCAGUUGUUUACACAUUCCUUAGCACUUCUUAUCCUGAAAACCAUGUACUUUUAGCCAGCCUGGGCUGUUUGCUUUCUUGAUGCAAAGGCAAUGAUAGACUGGUAUGAUGAUCUACUUGACAUCUGAGAUCUUCACACUUAAGAGCAUUUCCCAUCUGUGCACCAAUGCUACUUGUAGGAAGCUGCAAAAUUCUUUCAGAGUAGUGAGAGUCUUGAGGGUGAACUUUGGCUUUAAGAUCAAUUUUUAUGAACUGAUGGAAAGAAAUCCCACUCCAGAGAUGGUCGUUGGCACUACCAAUUGAGUUGGGUAAAUCUUUUGCCAAGUCUUCCAUUUUUACUCCCAGGUAGCAGUAAUGACGUUUUGAACCUGCAGGAUCAUGGUUUGUCACCCUGACAAAAAUAGGCAAGGAAAAAGGAAAGGGAUGGCUCUGGAGAUGUAGCUGUCAAAUGGCUUGCUUCUUCAUUGGUCAUGGCAGUGCUUGUGAAUCACAGCAGUAGAUAAUUAAAUUGUAUGAAGGAUGAAACAUAUACCCCUGUAAUACAGUGGUAUCUGAUCUCAGAGUAUUUCAGUAUUACAGAGUUGUUUCUGACUUCAUUCCUGUUUGUGAAACAUAAGGGGUGGAUUGUCGCCUGGAAUGAGAGCUUCUGGUCAUGUAACGUUACAGUAAUGGAGGGCCUGCCCCACUGGAUAACUCUUGGGAGCAAGAGCAUUAUGUAAGCAUACUAAAGAUUUGGCACAUGGGGCUUAAGCCAUAAUAGAAGCAAUGGUCCUUAUAUGAUAGCAGGGAAGUGGUUGCCUGAAUUCUUUCUACACUGUUGAGUAGAUCGUGAUUGCCUCUGUUUCUUUCCUGCUCUGUCAUGACAGAAGCACAGGUCUUACAUUAAUCUUAAAUAGUGAGGCCUUUGUAGUGUGAUUCACUGAAUUAAACCUCAUUUUCUCAUUGGAUUGUUACUUCCAUCGCCUUAAAUUCAUCAUAACUUGUUUCCACAGCUGUUCUUUUUAUGUUUUAUUUAUUUGUUUGUUCUUCCUUUGUACACUUGUAUGUCAUUGAAAUGGCUGCAGAAUGUGGGCACCGUAGAACUGGAGGGUGCCAACUGCUAAAAAUGAGUACUAGACAUAUUCCUGGCUGUUAGCAUCAAUAGUGGGUUAGCAUUAACCUUCUUUGCAGAGCUUUGUAAAGAAAAGGAAAUGAUGUUGUUGUACUAAGUUUUUUGACUUCUCUUCAAAAUGUCAGAUAGGCUAAUCCUUUAAGAGACUUGGGUAUUGGGUGUUAGCUGACUUUAAGCACACUCUGGAAGCCAAGUGGUUGUGAUUCUGGUGUGGUUAUGAACUAGCAUAGGCCCUCAAAAUUUCUAUUAUGCCGUCAAACAAGAGGUGAACAAUUGCAUCUAAAUAUUAAUGUCAAUAUAUAGGUGGCUUUAACCCUGCGAAAACUUAUUUCUCUAUUUUCGGUCCAUGAACAAGAAAGCUUCCUAUUCCAGUUUCUCUGUGUGGAACCAGCCUAUGUGUCAGCCCUGUAACUGGGUUUUUAUUUCCUUCAACUGAAAACUGAGUACUAUGUCUCCUUUCUUGGGCUCCAUAGAGGGUUGGGGAUGUUGCCUAAUAUGACUUACUGAAAUCCCAUAGCAGCCACCCUUGUGAACUAGGCUGCCCCUUGGGAUUGUAUCAAAUGACCCAAAAUAGCUAGCUGUGUAGAAGUUAGAAAGUGGAGAGGCCUCUUCGGGUGUCAUAAAGAAUUCCCCCAGCUGACAGUCUCCCAGAACUGCCUUAUACUCUCAACACUGCUGCCCACCCUUGUUCAUAACUCAAGUAAUUACUAGCAAACAGGUGUUCAGCACUCCUUCUAUGUGCUUGCAGCCACAGCCAAUGAUACUGGUUUUUCCACCAUCUCAAAAUAAAAAAUUGGGUUAAGUUUACUUACAUAGAAGAUAAGCCUUCUUGGCAGCCUUCCUCAUUUCAGAAUUGAAAUUCAUGUAGCUAAUAUUGACCUACAGAAAACUACCAACUUCACUGAAAGAUUCCCUUAAUUUUCAUACUCAAGCUGAAAUUGCAGCAGUUAUUCUAAAGCUAUACCAAGUACAGUGGUGAUAGUUUGAAUCUUUUCAAAGCGUGCAAGAGAAAGAUUCAGAGCUUGGUAAAAAUGUCCCCAUAAAUCCUACUAUUUACCAAAGUAUCUCCACUGCUGUUUCCACCACUCUCAUCGUAAUUUUGAUUUAUACUCUGAUCUUCCUUAUAGGGGAUUAGGGCAGAUUCCAUAAGCAAAUUUCAUCAAAUACACAACAAUUAUGUUUUUCUAGAAUAGUCUUGAGUCUUUAGGGAACUACAACAUCAUCUACUUUCAGCAUAGUAUUCUUUAAAGCUUUUGAGAAGAAUUCUGUCAUUUCUAUGUGCUUAUUGCACAGAGUUAAUGCAAAACCGAAAUAUAGAGAAUCAGAUGAAUUGAGGUUAAAAUGAGUGAUGAGAGAAUAUAGAAAACAUAUAUUUCAGUGGUUCUCAACCUGUGGGUCUUCAGCUGGUAAACUGGCUGGGAUUUCUGAGAGUUGUAGGCCAAAACACCUGGGGACCCAUACGUUGAGUACCACUGUUCUAGAUAAACCUAGGCAACAGCUGUGCCAGUUUUAGAGUUGGAAGUAUGUUCCAUUCAGUUACCUAUUUGGAACAGAUGUAUCUGUGUGCAUCAGAGUGAAUCUUUAUUGUGACUUAUAAUAAGUUUCCUUAGUGUGGUCCAAACAAAUAAUAAAAUCUUGCUCUUCCUUGGUUGCUUCAAAUUAGCCAUUUGAAAGUCACAGACCUGACAGUAAAUCUUUCCAAGCAAAUAAGUAAGUGUAAAAUUUGCAAGUCGGCCCUUUUUUUUCAGACACAUAUGUGUGCAGUUCUCCCUUUGGGAUCUGUACAAGGAACAAUAGAUGUCUUCCAAUUCUGUAAUAAUAGCAUAAAUGUAUGGAGCAUGACAACAGUGCUAAGUAUGAAGUUUUUUGUUUACUAGACAGAGCUCAAAAGAUGUUUCAUGGUUGAAUAAUUUUUAAAUCAAAAACAGUUUGGCCAGUUGUUUAGCUGUUAACGUGAAUUUAAAAUAAGAUUUUAGAAAUCUCACUGAUCCUCUGCUGUUUACCAUAAGAGUUUGGAUUUGGAAAAAAAUCUUGGAUUUUGGAGCAGCUGUUAAGUAAAGCCACAAGAUCUUACUUACCUGUGGUUGUCAAUCAUCCCACAGUUGUCAUAUCGAUUAAGCAAAGUUUGGAUGAAUGUUAUGUAUCAAUUUCAAAGUAUCGCAAUUGCACCACUGCUUGAAAUAGAAGCGAGCUCAAUAACUCAUUUGGUAUAUAGUACUUUAUAUGAUAUACUUUUUAUUGGCCUGUAUUUUCAUGCUGUAAAAACGAGCUGAAAUACUGUGCUGAUAUAUGUCUUGCUUGCUUGCUUAAUUCAUACAUGCCAUCCAGUCUGUCAGUGACUCCCAAAUUGUUAAUGUGACAGUCCUCUGCCCUCACUUUUACAAAUCUAUUUUUUUUUCUUACAUGUGAAAAAAUGAAUUGUCUUGGAGGAAGUAGACACUUUGAUUUGCUGUGAAACCUAUGCCCAUCAAUUUUGUAAGAAAUCUUAUUUUAAAUGUUCAUACAUGUUCUAAAUGGACAGGGAGUAUAUUUCCACAAGCAAUGACCUUUUCAUUAAGGUUAGUUUAUUGUCAGUUUGAAGUAUAAACAGUAUUCACCCAGUUCCCCUUUGACUUACAGCAAUCCUAUGAAUGAGAGACUUCCAAGUCUCACCCCAAGAGUCACACACAGGUCUUACAGACUCAAGUCAGCCGUGUUGUCUUUGGUUGAGUCUAUCUACCUGUAAUGUGAUGUACCUCUCUUCCUACUGCUAUCUGCCUUACCAAUCUUUCUUUUUCUAGUGCGCCAUGUUUUUCCAUGAUAUGGCCAGUGUCAACAGCCUCAGCAAUCUUAGCUUCUAGGGAGGGUUCAGGCUUGAUCUACUUUAAGAUCCAGUUUUUUUUAGCAAUCCAGGGGUUGCUUUUGUUUCUAUCCGCAUUUUUCACUGUCUAGCUUUCACCACAAUAGUGAAGGGUAGGAAUAAAUGAAUUAAACUUGUUCUGAAUUAAAUUUGGGAGUUGUCAAUGAAAAGGGACAACUUUCUUAUUUAUUAACAUGAUUUAUCUAAAUUGUUGUAGCAGCCACCCAGUAAACCCUCUUCCUUGUUCCUGUUAAAUGACUCUAAAAUGGUGGCAGGACAGAAAGAAGUGCCUCUGCAGACAAUCUGACAGCUCUAAAUGCGUCCUUCAGAUAUCAUGGACCCAAGCUGUAUAGGACUUUGAACUUUGAGUUGUGCCUGGAAAUUGACUUGCAACCAGUGGAGCUAUUGCAACAAGGGAGCUGUGUGUUCUUUGUUGUCAGCCCCAGUUAACAACUUGGGCCAACUAAAAUUUCUGAGCACUUUUCAAAGGCAUAUAGAUCACAUUGUAGUCAUGCAAAUAAGGUGUCACCAAGCCACAUUCGACCAUGGCCAGAUGUGACUUGUCUAUGAACAGGUGCAGUUAGCGCAGUAGGUUUUGCUAUGCACAAGUACUCCUGGUCUCUGCUGAAAUCUGUGCCUCCAGGCUUAGAGCUGAAUCCAGAGUGCACCUAAAAUGUGAAUCUGCAUUUGAAAUUGUUGAAAUAUCAACAUUAAAUCUCAGAAUUAAGAUUAUAUUUCCUAUGUAUUGGGAAAUAACAAAGUUUAGAUCACAGGAAAGACAGCUUGGGAGAGGUGAUGUUUGCCCCUAAAAGAUCAUCCGUUUUUUUUCUGCAUCAGACAGGGUCUUAAAGUAGCCAGGAAUUUUGAAUUUCUUAACCUUGGAAUUUUUUUCCUGGAAUCUGAAUAGAAACAUGUACCCUCAAGAAAGAGAAAGGUUAGGAGGGAGUGACAGAUGGAGGGGGGGGGGGAUGGGAUUUGAGUGAGAUGUGGCUGUUUCCUUCUCUCAAAAUCUGUUUGGAGCAAGGGGUGGGAAAGAGUAAAAUUACAAUGUUUUUAAAAACUUUUAUUCUGGCAAGAUUAGUGUAGUAACAUAAUACAAAUUCAAAUACCAAAUUAAAUCAAUUUGUUAAAAAUAUUCCAAAUGCAAUUAAUUUAACAAAUGAACAUAUGAACCAUUUCCUAAUAGUUUCUGUCUUUGGUAAUGGAAAGGUGUUGCAUGUGCAGACUUCAUUGGCUGAAAUUCUCUUUUUUGCCCAGCUAUUAAAAUUGCAGGAUCCCUA